This is a messenger RNA of Rubroshorea leprosula, 505 nucleotides long. The record is from the annotation of a GenBank genome assembly. NCBI's taxonomy places the organism in Eukaryota, Viridiplantae, Streptophyta, Magnoliopsida, Malvales, Dipterocarpaceae.
CAAAAAAUUAAAAGAGGCAGAGCGAAGCAACAGAGUCCACAGAUAUGGAGGGAGCCAUUGGGCGGAUGGAGGCGGCGGCAGCACGGAUGAGGGCAGAAACCAUACGCAUGAGAGAGGAAGUGGAGGAAAAGAAAGCUGCCGCUGAAGAGAUGAAGAAUGAGCUGGAAUUGGAGAAGACGAAACUCCUUGCUGAACUGCUGCUUCUGCAAGAAGCAGAGCGGACCCUCAUGGAGAUUCUGUUCCCGCCCAACUAAUAAGACCACGAGAUCGAAUUCAUAUGUGCCUUUCAUGUUUGGUUCAACCAUCUCGUUGUUUGUUAAUUUUAUAUUUACUCUCUUCUUAUCUCAUUUGUUAGGAAGUAAAUCAUGUAACAGUAGUCAUUGAUCUAGUGAGCCAAACAGGGUAACCUUUGCAGUUCUGUCCAAAGAAAAACAGGGCAACGUUAACCUACAAUUUGGUUGCGUUUACAACUUCCGUUAUGUCAUAAUCAAAAUUUGCUUUUUUG